Messenger RNA from Chelonoidis abingdonii (Abingdon island giant tortoise), 1456 nucleotides. The record is from RefSeq and is a predicted model, not a curated record. NCBI's taxonomy places the organism in Eukaryota, Metazoa, Chordata, Testudines, Testudinidae.
CCAAUCCGUGGCUGGGACUGCUCGGUUUGGCUGUCUGGCCCAGCUGGGGCUGCUCGGGUUUGGGGGUCCUCUAAAAAUGUUUAAAUCAAAAUGGGGGUCCUCAGGUUGCUAAAGUUUGAGAACAGCUGGUCUACAUAUUGUAUUUUAAUGUUGACACUUUCAGUUUGUCUUUAGUCCUAAUAUUUCUCUUAAUCAAUGGUAUAAUAUUGUAUCAAGGCAGUCAUUCAAAAUUCUGUUCUGCUGGAAAAUUCAUAUUGGUUGUUUCCAUCAGCCUAACAACAUGGUAAACUUGGAACAGAUUUUUGUGCCUGAGCUAAAAUGUUUUCAUGAUCCAUUUACAAGUCUUCAUUAAAAUAUAGUAAUCUAUGAAUCUGUGACUUAAGUGAGGCAAAAAAUCUCAUAACUUUUACAAUAUAGCAUAUGUAACAAUAUCAGAGACCGCUGUAACAUGAUGUCAGCAGUGAUGUUUUUAGGAAUGACGUGUCAGGCUAGGACCUCCUACACAGAAGAUGAAGUUCUUUGGGGCCACAGAUUCCUCCCAGUAAUGUCCCUAGAGGAUGGCUUUUUUCAUGUGGAUUACUCUCAGUUUCAUGCCACCUUUGAAGUCCCCACACCUCCUUAUAGUGUUAAAGAACAGGAGGAAAGCCUGUCUCUUCCAUCUCCUUUCAAUACUCCUAUUGGUAACAACCGAAACAGAAGGGAACACAUCUGCUCACUUGACUGUAUUGAUAUUUUAGAAGAGAAAACAAACAAGUUUCCUAGUAAACUGCAAAAAAUUAGCUCCAGAAAAGAAGGCCUUCAGAGAAGAGUCCUGAGAAUGAGUUCCAGCAAUGUAGAGAAAGCUUGCAGUACUGGAGAUCUCUUAAAAAUUCAGCAGAUAAGUUCUGUUCCCAGCAAUGAAGAUGGUGAUGAAAGGAUACAACUGAAGGCCUUCAGAAUCAAAUCUGAGUCUUUGACUCAGUCUACAGGAGAUCUUGAGUUACAGAAAAAGCCUCAAGGUAUGCUCACCUUAGGGACAAGAUUAGAGGAUAAUUUGCCUGCCAAACUUCGAAAAAUGAAUUCUGAUCGCCUUUCCUAAAUAACAGGACUGCAUUUUAGACUUCUGUCCUUCAGGAUUAUUUUGGAAUACUACUGUGAUAAUUUGGUUUUGCCAAGGGAUUCUUCAUAAAUAACAAUUUUCAAAAUUAAUUAGCAUUUUUCUAUAAUAUUCAGUACAAGUUAUGAUUUACGUAGCAUGGUAACUGUACAAGGUGCUAUACUGUAAGUUCACUGUGCCAAACAAACAAGUCCCCGCUUUAAAGAUGUGUUAUCAGCACUACUGUAACAGAUUGGUCGGUCUUCCACCCUUUCAGAAGUCUUUCUGAGAUAAAAGGGGCCAGAUUCUCAGCUAUGACUAAAGUGCACAUAGUGCAGGUUGGGUGGGGGAGGGUUCAAUGGCAGCAUAAAUCUCACCUUU